This is a messenger RNA of Rotaria sordida, 2541 nucleotides long. The record is from the annotation of a GenBank genome assembly. NCBI's taxonomy places the organism in Eukaryota, Metazoa, Rotifera, Eurotatoria, Philodinida, Philodinidae.
AUGGGUCCACCACCAUCUGUUUCAUCCUAUCAUCCAAAUUCUGUUGCACCAUCAACACCAUUUUCAACAGCUGCAACACCAUUUACACCACGACCAGCUGAUGUUUCACAUUUACAACCAAGUUUACAAAAUAUUGUAUCAACAGUUAAUCUUGGUUGUCAAUUAGAUUUAAAACGUAUUGCAUUACAAGCACGUAAUGCUGAAUAUAAUCCAAAACGUUUUGCUGCUGUUAUUAUGCGAAUACGUAAUCCACGUACAACAGCAUUAAUAUUUGGUUCAGGUAAAAUGGUAUGUACAGGUGCUAAAAGUGAAGAAGAUUCAUUACAAGCUGCACGACGUUAUGCAAGAGUUAUACAAAAACUUGGUUUUCCUGCUAAAUUUCGAGAUUUUAAAAUUCAAAAUAUGGUUGGAAGUGUUGAUGUAAAAUUUCCUAUUCGAUUAGAAGCACUUGUAUUAAAACAUUAUCAAUUUUGCAGUUAUGAACCAGAAUUAUUUCCUGGUUUAAUCUAUCGAAUGAUGCAACCAAAAAUUGUACUACUUAUUUUUGUUUCCGGCAAAGUUGUAUUAACCGGAGCAAAAGUUCGUCGAGAAAUUCAUGAAGCAUUUGAACGUAUUUAUCCAAUACUUAAAGUGGUUCGUGGUCGUGGAGCUUCGGGUGGACGAGGUCGUGGCCGAGGUCGAGGUCGAGGUCGAGGUCGUCCAGUAGCACGUGGUGGACGUCAUGGAAGUCGUCGAAUAGGUCGACAACCACGAAUGGAUAUUGAUCAACAACAAGCAUCUACAACUCCUAUUACUGAUCUUGAUAUAAAUGGUGAUUCAAAACCAUUUUUUGUCAAUGCAAAUGUAACAUUAGAUCAACAUAUUCAAGCACAAACAACAAAUUUAUCACGUUAUUUAGCAACUCUAUUUUCACUUGAUUUAAAUAGUGUUGAAAUUGGUCAAAAAGCUAAAGCAUGUGCAUUAGCUGCAGCUUGGUGUCGACAUGAUCAUAAAUUAGCAAAUAAUCUUUUACGUCAUCGACGUUUAUUUACUUUAACUGAAGUUCUUAAAGCUGUAACUAUGUUAGAUGCUGCAAGACAAAUACGUGUUUAUGAAAAAAAAUUAAAACGUCUUGAAUUAAAUAAAAUUAAACCAAAAGCAAUUAAAUUAGGAAAAAUAAAAAAUAAUAUUGAUAAUUUAAAUAAACUUAAACCAUCAAAUGGUUCAGCUAGUGGUGCUGUUGCACGACAUAUACAACGUUGGACAAGAACAUUAACAAAACAAGAAUUAGAAUAUUUUGCAUUACAUAUGCCAACUGAACCAUGGAAAAAAUUAGCUGAUAUUGUUCAUUUUAAUCCAACAAAAGAUUUUCCAUCUUUACCAUGGUUUUUACCAUUUUGUUUUGGUACAUCAGCACCAGCUGAAACAAUGGUUGCACGUUGUCGUGAUUUAACAAAUGAAAAUGUUAAUGAUUUAUUAAAAGAAUUUUCUAUUCCAUAUUCACAUUUAAAACAAUUUAAAGAACAUUUAAAUGAAACAUCAAAAGCUAAAAUUGCUGCUAAAGAAGAUAAACUUGAUACUAUUUUAUGGUAUUAUGAAGAUUUACAAUGUUCACCUGUUGAUGAUAUUAUCAGUGAACGAUUACGUGAUGGUGAACAAAUUACUUUACCUUAUGGUAAAUUAAUGGAACGUCUUUUACUUUGUCGAAUGUUACGAGAAGGUGAAUCAACAACAUCUACACGUUAUGGACGUCGAGGUGCUCGAAAUACAACAUCGAAUUCAUCUAAUCAACCAGCACAUCCAGAUAAAGCAAAAUUUUAUUCAGAUUUAUUGCCAGUAGCACAAGCUCAACUUGAAAAAAUUAAAUUACCAUUAGAAUCCCCUGUAGCUGUUAUUGGUGAUGCAUCAGGUUCAAUGGAAGUUGCUAUUCGUACAGCAACUAUUCUUUCAUCAUUACUUACGGCAAUUUGUUCAGCUAAACUUAAUUUCUUCAAUGAUAAAGUAUUUGAACCAGCAUUUGUUCCAAAAACUUUGGAAGAUGUUUUAUCAUUAGCACUUAUAACACAAGCUGAUGGAUCAACAGCAAAUGCUGCUGGUCUUGUACCAUAUUAUAAUGCUAAAGAAGUAAUCAAAACAUUUGUUAUGGUUACUGAUGAAGAAGAAAAUGCUAAUGGUACAAUAGCUGAUGGUUCAACAACAAGAUUUUUUGAAUUAUUUAUGAAAUAUCGUGCUGAAAUUUAUCCAGCUAAACUUGUUUUUAUUUCUUUUCUUUCUCAUCAACAUGCACAAGGUCAAAUGUAUUCACAAUUUGUGAAUGCAAAUGUGCCAGACGUUCUUCAAUUCAAAUUUAAUCGUGAACGACCUGAUUUAACUAAAAUUGAUAAUUUAAUUGGUUUAUUAUCAACAGGUUCUUCAGCUUCAUUCGAUAAUAGUCUCGAUCCAUUGCAAGUUGAAUUUGAACAAAAUGGUAUUGAAUCCGUCAUAACACGAUUAGUUGAAAAACAAGAUGAAAAUUCUAUGCCAAUGGAUGUUGAAAUGAAUAAAACAACAGCUGCAAAUUAA